AACAACAGACUGGGCUGCUGAUUGGCAGGGCCAGGUUCCACGCAGCAGGCUGCCCUGGCCUAUUAGGCUCUCAGCCUGCAGGUGGGCAGCCUGCCAGUAGAGGCUGUCAAGAACCGGUUCUAACUUUCUCCAGAUCCCCACAUUCAGUUGGUCGGAGGUCUGAAAUUAAGUCGCAAAAAACGAUGGACUCUUCUCUCGCGGUCCUGCGAGUGUCUGGACUCUGCCGAUGGGGCCUGAGGCGCUGGGCACCCUGCAGAACUCCAAAGUUGGGCGCUCAAGGACCCUUCUCUUGGGCCCCUGCCAGGAUGGCGGCAUCGGUGACCUUGGAGCCGGCGGGCCGCAGCUGCUGGGACGAGCCUUUGCGCAUCGUGGUGCGCGGCCUGGCCGGGGAGCAGCCGGUCACGCUGCGGACGUCCCUGAGCGACGAGAAGGGCGCGCGCUUCCGGGCCCACGCGCGCUACCGCGCCGGCGCCGGCGGCGAGCUGGACCUGGAGCGCGCGCCCGCGCUGGGCGGCAGCUUCGCGGGGCUGGAGCCCAUGGGGCUCUUCUGGGCCCUGGAGCCCGAGAAGCCCUUCCUGCGGCUGGUGAAGCGGGACGUGCAGACGCCCUUCGCCGUGGAGCUGGAGGUGCUCGACGGCCACGAGCCUGACGGAGGACGGCUCCUCGGCCGGACGGUGCACGAGCGCCACUUCCUUGCGCCCGGGGUGCGGCGGGAGCCGGUGCGCGCGGGCCGGGUGCGCGGCACGCUCUUCCUGCCGCCAGGACCCGGACCCUUUCCUGGGAUUGUGGACAUUUUUGGAGUGGGAGGUGGCCUUCCAGAAUAUCGAGCUAGUCUCCUGGCUGGGAAAGGUUUUGCUGUGAUGGCUCUGGCUUAUUAUGGCUAUGAAGACCUCCCCAAGAGCGUAGAAACCCUCCACCUGGAGUACUUUGAAGAAGCUGUGAACUACCUGCUUAAUCACCCUCAGGUGAAGGGCCCAGGAGUUGGGCUGCUCGGGAUUUCCAAAGGAGGCGAUCUCUGCCUCUCCAUGGCCUCGUUCCUGAAGGGCAUCACGGCGGCGGUCAUCAUCAACGGCUCGGUGGCCAAUGUCGGAGGGGCCCUACACUAUAAGGAUGAGACCUUGAAACCGCUAGGUUUCAACCUCGCUCGCGUCAAGGUGACCAAAGACGGCUUUGCAGACAUUUUGGAUGCCCUGAACAACCCUUUGGAAGGACCUGACCGGAAGAGCCUCAUUCCUGUGGAAAGGGCCGAGAGCGCCUUCCUGUUCCUGGUAGGCCUGGAUGACCACAACUGGAAGAGUGAAUUCUUUGCCAACGAGGCCUCCAAACUCUUGCAGGCCCACGGCAAGGAGAAGCCGCAGGUCAUCUGUUACCCACAAGCGGGGCACUACAUCGAGCCUCCUUACUUCCCCCUGUGCCGGGCUUCCCCGCACGCCCUGGUGGGCAAAAAUGUCAUUUGGGGAGGAGAGCCCCGGGCUCAUGCCGAAGCCCAAGUGGAUGCUUGGAAGCAACUCCAGGCUUUUUUCCACAAACACCUGGGGUGAUCCCGCCAACACUGUGAUCUUUUAUUUGUGUGGCGUCUCUGAUGUUACUGUACCCUGGGAACAGCAGUUGCGAUUAGUGUGUAAAUGUAGUGUGUUUGUUUUUUUCUUUUUAAUAAGUACUUAGUUUUUCCAUCCUUACUGUUAAAACGAACUUACCAAUGAGUUUUUCAAGAUUUUUAUAGACGACAUGCCUUUUCAGUUGUUUAGGAGGAAAAGAAGACAUAACAGAUGGACAAGGCAUACCUUUCAGUCUCUCCCAAAUCAUAAGGCUCUGAAAGGAAAAGUGAGAACGCUGAUUAAUAGUGACCCAUACAUAAUUGAUGCUCAGUAAUUACUUAAUUAUUUACUAUUACUUAUUGAAUUUGUUUAAUCCUAUACAAUAAAAGCCUAAUGUGCUAA
Messenger RNA from Pipistrellus kuhlii (Kuhl's pipistrelle), 1940 nucleotides. Its product is annotated as acyl-coenzyme A thioesterase 1-like. Gene Ontology annotation, molecular function: fatty acyl-CoA hydrolase activity. Gene Ontology annotation, biological process: fatty acid metabolic process; acyl-CoA metabolic process. The record is from RefSeq and is a predicted model, not a curated record. Bases 183 to 1541 code for a protein of 452 amino acids. The transcript has 3 exons. Lineage: Eukaryota; Metazoa; Chordata; Mammalia; Chiroptera; Vespertilionidae.